Messenger RNA from Struthio camelus australis, 715 nucleotides. The record is from RefSeq and is a predicted model, not a curated record. NCBI's taxonomy places the organism in Eukaryota, Metazoa, Chordata, Aves, Struthioniformes, Struthionidae.
UGCUGAUUUUGAUGCGGGUCCGUCUAACCGUUAGGUGCGGUUGGUCGUCGGAGCCGUGGCCUGUCAGGAUGAGUUUUCUGCUGCCCCAGCUGACCUGUAAGAAGGAGGUGGAUCAGGCAAUAAAAAGCGUGGCGGAGAAAGUUUUGGUUCUUCGGUUUGGAAGGGAUAACGAUCCCGUUUGUCUGCAGCUGGAUGAUAUUCUUGCAAAGACAUCUCAUGACCUAAGUAAAAUGGCAGUCAUUUACCUGGUGGAUGUGAACAAGGUGCCUGUGUACACCCAGUAUUUUGACAUCAGUUAUAUUCCAUCUACUGUCUUUUUCUUCAAUGGACAGCACAUGAAGGUUGAUUAUGGGUCUCCAGAUCACACUAAAUUUGUAGGAAGCUUCAAAACAAAGCAAGACUUUAUAGAUCUGAUUGAAGUGAUUUAUCGUGGGGCAAUGCGUGGAAAGCUCAUUGUGAGAAGUCCUAUCGAUCCCAAUAAUAUUCCUAAAUAUGACCUUCUCUACCAAGGAAUUUAAUGGGUUGGUCUGAGGUAAAGGAUUACUGAAAUGGCAGAUGUUCGAGAUUCUAUUUUUCUUCGAGCGUCUUAGCCACCUCUGACACCAUGGAACAGUUUGAGUGUUUAUGUUGAAGGAUCAUAUUGAUCUCCUCCUGAAGACAGAUAUUCUGUCAGUUUAAUACUUCUCGAAUAAAUAAAGCUAUGUGUUGACGUGUG